Abrus precatorius (Indian licorice) is the source of this 3777-nucleotide messenger RNA. Its product is annotated as exocyst complex component EXO70A1. Gene Ontology annotation, cellular component: exocyst. NCBI's taxonomy places the organism in Eukaryota, Viridiplantae, Streptophyta, Magnoliopsida, Fabales, Fabaceae. The transcript has 2 exons. Bases 272 to 2305 code for a protein of 677 amino acids. The record is from RefSeq and is a predicted model, not a curated record. Gene Ontology annotation, molecular function: phosphatidylinositol-4,5-bisphosphate binding. Gene Ontology annotation, biological process: exocytosis.
ACUGUCAUGCACUUCGCAAUCGCAACACCCAAAAAAGGUGCCUCUCUCUCUCUUUGGCGCACACACACUUCACAUUCUUCCUUAGGGUUUCUCUCUCAUUGGAACACAGAUUCAGAUUCCCAGCUUCUCCAUUUUCAUUUCCCUUUUUACUCCAACUCGUGAUCUGUUCUACUUCCAUGUUUUGUAAAGUUAGAAAUGCAAAUGUUACCACUUUUCGAUGAUUCCUAUGUAAAACGGUUAUAACAGAAAAACCGAUCUUGAAUCACUUCACAUGGCAAUGGAAGGUUCUAGAAGCGGUGAUUCUAGAGUGGAGAAUUUGAUUUCUGCUAAAAGGUCAUUGAAACUUAGUUUAGAGAAAUCAAAAUCGGUGGGUUUAGCGUUAGAGAAAGCAGGGCCACGGUUAGAGGAGAUUAGGCUAAGGUUACCGUCGCUUGAAUCGGCGGUUCGCCCUAUUCGUGCCGAUAAGGAUGCACUUGCAGCCGUUGGCGGUCACAUUAACCGUGCCGUUAGCCCUGCUGCCGCCGUGCUUAAGGUUUUUGAUGCCGUUCAUGGCCUUGAAAAGUCGAUAUUGUCGGAUCCACGGAAUGAUCUUGCCGGUUACUUGUCGGUGUUGAAGCGCCUUGAGGAGGCGUUGAGGUUCUUGGGAGAUAACUGUGGCUUGGCAAUUCAGUGGUUGGAGGAUAUAGUUGAGUAUUUGGAGGAUAAUUGUGUGGCGGAUCAGGUGUAUCUUGCAAAUUUGAAGAAGGAAUUGAAGAGUCUCCGGGAAUUGCAGUACAGGGAGAUUGAUGGUGGAUUGUUGGAUGCUGCGUUGGAUAAGUUGGAGAAUGAGUUUAGGUUGUUGUUGACUGAAAACAGUGUGCCGUUGCCAAUGUCAUCGGCUGCGUCGCUUGGUGAUCAAGCGUGCAUUGCACCAUCGCCUUUGCCGGUGUCUGUUGUUCACAAGUUGCAGGCGAUUCUUGGGAGGUUGAUUGCUAAUGAUAGGCUCGAGAAAUGUAUAUCUAUUUAUGUUGAAGUGCGUAGUUCUAACGUGAGGGCGAGUUUGCGGGCUCUUAAUUUGGAUUACCUUGAGAUAUCUGUGUCUGAAUUCAAUGAUGUGCAGAUUAUAGAGGGUUAUAUAGCUCAGUGGGGGAAGCAUUUGGAGUUUGCGGUGAAGCAUUUGUUUGAGGCUGAGUAUAAGCUUUGCAAUGAUGUCUUUGAGAGGAUUGGGUUGGAUGUGUGGAUGGGUUGCUUUUCAAAGAUAGCUGCGCAGGCUGGUAUUCUUGCAUUUCUUCAAUUUGGGAAGACUGUUACAGAGAGCAAGAAGGACCCAAUUAAGCUUUUGAAGUUGUUGGAUAUUUUUGCAUCUUUGAACAAGUUAAGACUGGAUUUCAAUAGGCUUUUUGGCGGUGCAGCGUGUGCUGAAAUACAGAAUUUAACAAGGGAUCUUAUUAAGAGAGUGAUUGAUGGAGCGGCAGAGAUUUUCUGGGAACUUUUGGUUCAGGUAGAGUUGCAGAGGCAGAAUCCACCUCCUCUGGAUGGCAAUGUUCCGAGACUUGUGAGCUUUAUCACCGAUUACUGUAACAAACUUCUAGGGGAGAACUAUAAGCCAAUAUUGACUCAGGUUCUGAUCAUCCAUCGAAGUUGGAAGCGCCAAAGCUUUCAGGAGAAACUUCUUGUUACUGAGAUUUUGAACAUAGUGAAAGCUGUGGAAUUGAAUGUGGAGACUUGGAUCAAGGCUUAUGAUGAUCCUAUGCUGUCCAACUUUUUUGCCAUGAACAAUCACUGGCAUCUGUGCAAACAUUUGAAAGGGACAAAGCUUGGGGAGCUCUUGGGAGAUUCUUGGUUAAGGGAUCACGAACAGUAUAGGGACUAUUACUCUACAAUAUUCUUGAGGGACAGCUGGGGAAAGCUUCCUGGACAUUUGAGUAGGGAAGGGCUGAUUCUUUUCUCUGGAGGGCGUGCCACCGCUCGUGACCUGGUCAAGAAAAGGUUGAAAAAGUUCAAUGAAGUUUUUGAUGAGAUGUUUGCAAAGCAGUCAAGCUGGAUCAUGCCAGAACGAGAUCUGAGAGAGAAGACAUGUCAGCUUAUAGUGCAAGCUGUGGUGCCUGUUUACCGGAGUUACAUGCAGAAUUAUGGUCCUUUGGUUGAGCAAGAUGCUAACUCCACAAAAUAUGCAAAGUACACAGUACAGAAGCUGGAGGAAAUGCUCUUGUGUCUUUAUCGGCCAAAGCCUGUAAGGCACGGCAGCUUGAGAAGUCCACAGUUUGGUGGAAAAUAUGGCAAUGGAGUUCCUGAUCUUCGCAGAACAGCUUCUGCAGUUGUGUAAUUUCCCAAUUAUUAUAAAUCUAAAGACCAAACAGCAUUGAGAAUCUCCCCCUCAUCAGACGGAUGGCAGCUGUAUAUAAUUUUCCUCUGAGCUCUGCAGUGCAUGAGAUGGGCUUUGCUUAAUUUCUGAGAAGGAAGCUUCUGAGCACUGCAAUUCAAAUAGCUGAUGAUGUAUUUUCAUGAAAUGAAGUUUAGUUUCUCUUUUGAGAUGAAAAAACAGAUUACUAUCUCCCUUGCUCAGAGGUUUCUGCAAAAGAUAUGCCAUCUGUUAAAACAGUAAGUUAUGAACUUUUGAUUAAUAAGAAUGGACCUUGCUAAUGAGGUUCAUUUGGUCAUACUGCCAGCUGAAGUAAUUUUAUUCAAUCUUCAUCUUCAUCCAUUCAGUUGUUCGUAGCAGCAGGAUCAUUUUAAUUUGCCAAUUUUAUGUACAAUUUUUAGUGUACAUGGACUUAGAAGUUUAGAGUAACAAUAUUUUGUCAUUAAUAUCUUUGGGGGUGAAGUUGUUAAUUGUAAAUGCAGAAACCCUUGUGAGUUCCUUGUUCCAUGUACUUUUUUGAGGAUGUCUUUUCCAAAAUAAGACCUGUAUUUUGGCAAUGAAUUCACGGGGAGGCUUGGGAAAAUAGGCUGUUUUGAAUCAUUUUUCUGUUCCUCUAUAAAUUAAAAUACUAGUUCCAAUUAUUAUGAGUGUGUGUUGGCAGUUCCAUUUUUCUACUUGAUGCUUUAUUUUUCAUCCGUUAUGGUUCUGCAUUUCGUAUGUUAUGAAAUUUGGGUUUUGGGAGCAAUUUAACCAUGUGAAACCAGCGGCCAUAGUUACUGUUUUUUUUGUGUGUAAAAAAAAUAAAAAAUUUAGGUGACUUGGAUCACUGAAGAGUGGUUACAGAGGGACUCAUGAAUCGCCUACCAACAACAUCCUCAUGUCAGUAGUGGGAUUUGGACGAGUUUUUGUGAGUUACAAAUGUAAUUCUUAUUAACUAGACCGACCUUCGUUGGCAUAUUUAAAAAACUCUUCAAGCCUAGCUAGUAUAGUAUGUCCUCUAGUUAGUUUGAGUUGCUGUUAUGACAGUGAUUAUAGCAUAUUUUUGAGUCGUCUUAUACCAUUUUCCUUCUCAAUUAUCUCAAAGCAUUAAGAUUGGAUACAUAAAGGAUCUUGUUUAACUAGUACAGAUAUAGUUCUUUGCAUACAAAUUGAAGUAUCUCAAAGCAAUUGGAUUAUGCAGGACAGAUAAAGGCUAAAAUACUGAAUACAUUAUGAGUAUUCUUUCUUAAUAUCAAAUUCAUAUUUGGUCCACAAGAACAUCGAAGCAAUGCAGCAUCAAUCCAUAUCUACAACGUCAAGUUUAUUUAACUGAUGAAAUGUACAACCUACAUAUUAUCAAGAACGUGACAACGUUUUGGGUUUGAUCAUGUAAAUAGCCUUUCAUUCGUUCUGAUGUUGGAACGGAGAAGCAUUCCUUCAAUUUUAAACUUACAUAU